Molecule: messenger RNA, 5863 nt
Organism: Zootoca vivipara (common lizard)
Lineage: Eukaryota; Metazoa; Chordata; Lepidosauria; Squamata; Lacertidae
Gene: ENKD1
Product: enkurin domain containing 1
Cellular component (GO): cytoplasmic microtubule
Source: RefSeq, a predicted model, not a curated record
GAGGGGCUGCGAAAGGGGCGGAGCGAGCAGCAUAUCUUUCGCAUCUGCUUAGCCGCUCUGAGGAAACAGGGUGCCGGACUUAAGGGGGCCUUCGGUCUGAUUGGGCAGCGCUCGCUGUGAAAAGGCGUGUGGGGGGGGGGCUGUGAAAACAUGCGCGUGGCAUGGAAAGUGCAUGGGGAGAAGUUGCUCUCCUUCCCCCUCGCAAUGCCAGCGACAGGGGUCCUCCGAGGAAGCCGAGCGGAGGGAGAUUCGAGACAAGACAAAAGGAAGAACUAACGUGCGCAGCGCAUAAUUCAACUUUCAGGGAUCAGGCCAAAUGUUCAUCUUAGUUCGGUAUCCUGUUCUCACAGUGGCCAUGGGAAGCUCAACAGGCAGGACCUGAGCCCAACAGCGCUCUUCCCACCUGUGGCUCCCAGCGACUGGCCUUCAGAAGCACCUGGAAGAAGAGCUAUGGCCAUUGUGGCUAGGAGCCAUUGAUAGCCUUACCCUCAUUUCCCUAAUCUCUGUUAAAGAUGUGGAAUUUGCUGUCAGGAGAGGCGGUGGCCACCAUCUUAGACAGCUUCAAGUGGCUGCUCCUAUUGACAACUUUAUAUUAUUUCUGCCAUCAGAAGCAGCAUGCUUCUCUGAAUACCAGAUGCUGAGGAGAGUGAGCUCCUUGCACUCGUGUCCUGCUUUUGGGCUUCUCCUGGGAAUCUGGUUGUCCACUGUGGAAACAGAAUUAUGGGCUUGGUGGUCCUUUGGUCUGGUCUACCAGAGUUGCUCUUAAAGAGGAAAGGAGGGUAGAUCAUUUAAAACAUUUCCACCUUUCAUCAAGAUGAUUCCAAGGUGGCAUACAAAUGUGUGAGCAAAACUACCCAUAGUGUCCUAAUGAGCAUCAUGACUUGGUGAAGAUUUGAAUCUGUCUCCCAUCCCAGCCCCCAAGUCUUAGGCCCCAUCUGCACUAUACAUUUAAAGCAGUAUUAUACCAUUUUAAACAGCCAUGGCUUUCCUCCAAAGCAGGCAUCCCCAAACUGCGGCCCUCCAGAUGUUUUGGCCUACAACUCCCAUGAUCCCCAGCUAACAGGACCAGUGGUUGGGGAAGAUGGGAAUUGUAGUCCAAAACAUCUGGAGGGCCGAAGUUUGGGGAUGCCUGCCCCCCCCAAAACCUGGGAAGUAUAGUCUGUAUACUUCGGGAAGCCAUGGCCUAUUUAAAGUGGUAUGAUACUACUUUAAAUAUAUAGUGCAGAUGGGACCCUAGUUUGACAUUCUAAUUGCUACAUCUGUGGUAGCUCUUAUUUAAAUUAUGCCUUAACUGUGAAGGGAAGCUAAGGGUGCAUCCUUGCUUUAUGAAUUUAACCUAGGUUUGAUGACACUGUAUUUUGAAAAAGGACUGAAGUCCACCCAUCUCUAACUUAAAGGGUCAUAUGAGAUGAUACUUGUGGAGGGAGUGUGUUAUAUUUGGGAAGAAAUGGAAUAGACUAGCUUAUGUGCUCUUUAGCAACCUCAAUCUUUUAUUCCCACCUGAUAGGCACCCAGGAUCAAUUCGUGCAACCAUUUUGGUUGUGACUGGUUGCUUUACUUUUCUUAUCUGUAUUGGUCUGUUCUUGUGGCAAAUGGUCUGCCUGAACCAUUGGAAACUGCUCUUUUCAUUAAUGGCUAUACGGCUUCCAAGUAUGAGUUCAGGACUGGCAUACAAAGCUGCAGUUUGUCUUUGUGGCAAAAGAUUCAGGCAGCUUUUUCCCUGUCGAGUGUGCCCUAAUGCAGGCAGCAUGUGUGAAUCAGUCUGGAUAUUAUGUGAUUUGGGACUUGGGGAGGAACAGAUCAUGAGUCCUUCUGCCUGAGUCGUAUCAAAAUGAGCUUUUGACAUGUUGCAAUUGCCUUUCCAGCUACUUCCCAGGCUUGAACCACUUGCCCCUUAAUUGUACUGUUAGAAUCAAUCCUAAAGCCCUCCUUUCCUUCAGUUUUAGGCUGCUGCAGUUUCCCUGAUGUAGGGCAAAGGAGCCUUCCAGCAGCUUGUUUGUACUUGGCUCCUAACAGCCGUUUGCCCUCCAAGCCAACAGAAUAAACACAUUCUCUGUGCUGUGCCUGGAAUGAAGCCAAUAGUGUCCUGCUAAGCGCUCCCCCCCCCCUUUAACGGAGGUGUGAGGAAGACAUUUGGCUUCCUAUAUAUGAAGCAAGCUUGGCUAUGGUUGUUGUUUAGCUGUGGACUUCAGCCAUCCCUUCUCUACAAAAACAGCAACAAUCUGCGUGAGUGUAUCUUACCUAUGUGCCGAGGUAGGAUAGUCAAUGUGUAAAAUGUGCUCUGGGAGCAUCUUGAGGUGAGCCUUGGGAAGGUGAUGGAAGGCAGAUGGCUGCUCUAGAGGGUUUUUUCCCCCUCAUCGCCUUUUUGCUCACUUGACUGCGCUGACAGCUUUGUGAUGUCUGGCACUGUGCUUCAGCUGUGAUGGUUGCACCUGUUUCGAGUGGGCAGAAUUCCAGGGUUCUAUGUGUAGCUUUGGGGUGUGAUGGAGGUGUCACUGCCUGUUUGGAGGUGCAUAUGAAACAUUUUGGAGGUGAGAUCCGUGGUAGGAAGAUAAAGCCAGAUGUUUCCCUUGUUAGCUGGCACUGAAACAGAGGCUCCUCUUACGGUGAUAACCCAGAGACUUGGGUUCUGUACAGCUCCCAGGAGCUUGGCCUUUUCUGAGUACCAUAAACACUUGGCAGCGCUGAGGCCUAUUUUACUGUUGCUUUUCAAAGAUGUUGUACAAGCACAUGUUGUAUAAGCAACUAUAUCUGUGUCUGAAAACAUGUAAAAACAAACAAACAAUGCAAUUGGUAAUUCAACACCAAGCUUUUAACAUAGUUGAGAAAACGAACUGAUUUGUCCUUUAGUAUUGCUGUGUUGCCUCUCUGAAUGCUUCAGGCUAAAACCAGACUGUAACUGAUGCAUCAUAGUGAUAGCUGAGUACUUCUAUCCAGUAAAAUAAAAGAGACUUGAAUUUAAAACAGGAAAAUGUGACAGAAUAAGAAUAAAAGGCAAGUUAAAAAUAACUCCACAAUAACAAUCAAAUAGCGGCAAGGAAACUUUAAGAAUACAAAAUUUAAAACUCCAGGAGAUACUGUGUAGUUUUAUUCUUUUUAUAUCUCAAAAUACAUGAACAUUAUAUGCUCAAGUAUUUUGAGGGGGGGGGGGGAAGAAUAAAAAAACAAAACAAAACAAAAACAAAACUCCAGCAGAGAACCUUUCAUACUCUUGGCACCACUACCGAAAAAGCCCUGUCUCCCCUAAUCUCAAGGGUGGCUGGCACAAAGAUCAAACCCUCCAACAUGGAUGACAGAAGCCAAGCCGAUUCAUAAGGAGCCACCUCCUUGAGGAGGACAUUCACCUGGCUCCUGCAUUAUUUUUACGGUGUUGAAUUCAAACAUUUUUGUUCUCUCAAGCAUUUCAAUAGUUUGUAUUUUAAGUACUGGGAGGAUGCUGUAUUUUUAAACACUGGUAAUGAAAUCUUUUACUCCACUCUUUUAAUUGCGAUUCAAUUCUGUUUAUUGUUUUUGUUUAUAUACCAUAGGCUGAAAUCUUAUACACCCUGGGAUUAAGAAUGGUUUACCUGCCUUACUUACCUGAGUAGACUUGUAUAGGGUUGUAGGCCUACUGAAAGCCUUAACCUCCAUAAAUUUGUCUUUUAAAGCCAUCCAAGUUGGUGGCCACCCACCACUACAUCUUGUGGUAGUGAAUUCUAUGGCUUAACCACGUCUGCACUGGGACUAGAAGGAGUUCCUUCCGAAGUUACACCCAGAAAAAAUAUGCUUAUGAUAGGGGGAUUCAUUAUCAAUCUAGACACCAUAUUCUGAAUCAAUUGUGCUUCCUGCUUUUUAUAGGCUCUUCCAUGUAUACUCCCAUGCCCUUCCUCCAGCAGGUGAAGACUUUCUUAUUCCAACAGCCUUUGGGGAACUGACUGAUUUUAAGGAAAGGACUGGGGCUGUGAUGUAUUCUAUUAUAAUUGUCUGUAUAUUUUAAUAGAUCAUAUAUAUACAGUAGUUAGUUUUAAUUCUCUUAAUGUUUCAUUGUUUUUUAAAUUCUGCCUCUCGCCUCAUGUGUGCUUUAUUGCAGUAGUUAACAUGUAUGACAUGAUAAUAGUAGCAAUGUUUCUAAGACUAGCAUGAUGUGGAAGAUGUGAAAUAAAACCAACACUGAGGAUAUAAUGCUGUUUAGUUCCUUGCAGCAGCUUCCCUACAGUUUCCUGUUCUUCCAGAUAAAUUGGCCAUGCUUUGCCAGUGACGUUGAAGGAGGAAGAACUAAGGAAAGCGAGAUCUUGCAGUUCUUGAUUCCUGGCCUGGAGCUGAGGCUGAGAUGUCAGAGGGGCCCUCCAGGAUUACGGGGCCCAUUCCCCCUGAUCCCUCCCUUUGUCCCGAUUACUACAGGCGUCCCCUAUCAGCACGAGGGAGACUGGAAGGGAACUCUCUGAAGCGGGAUCUGCUCCCCGGCCCCAUUCCCCCAGAAUGCUGCCUCUACCCUGAAUGCUACAGUGCCCGCCUUGCUCACCCUCCUGCACGGAUUAAGCUGAAUGGCAGGGACAUUCUAGAGAAGGGAAAGAAGGGCACAGUGGGAGCUCUCCUGCAGCUGGAUGGGAUCUCCUUCCAGGAGGUGACACCCAAGCGCAAAGAUCACAAGGACUAUGAGAAGGAAAAUCUGAGGCGCAUGCGAGAGAUUCAGCGGAAAUGCAGAGAGAAGGAGCAGGCUCGGGAGCUCAGCCAACCAAAGCCUGUGAAGGCCCUAUGGAAGUCUCAGAAGUAUGAGAGUGUGGAGUCUAAAGUCAAAGCAAAGCUGCAGGAGAGUCCUAGUCCUCCGAAUCCAGAGCAUCAGAGAUACUUGAGAGCCUAUUCGCGCUGCGGUGCAGGAAUUUGCCCACGCAGGUCACCAUCUCCAAACCCUGUCCAGUCCGGAGCAACAGCAGCUGCAGAAUCACAGAAUGGGAGUGUCAAGAACCAAGAGGAGGGUCAAGGGGUGGACUUUGUCAGCCACAACGCCCAGAAUGCCAAACGGGCUCAGCUGCGGCGCUCACGCACCUUGCAGUCGCUGACCGAAGUGCUGGAGCAGAAACGCAAGGAUCAGGAAGAGUACAACGCUAAGCAGAAAGGCCAUGUCCCCCGCUACCUGAUUGAGAGGAAGGACCACUGGCGCAAAGAGGCAGAGGAGCGCCAGCGCAACAUGCCUGACCCCUCCAUGCCACCUGGCCAUGCCAUGAUGCCAGAGAGCCAGCGGCUGGAGACGCUCAACGACCUCAAACAAAGCCAAGAGCGCUUCCUGAAAGACCUCCUGCUGCUUCCAGUGCGAACUGACACCCUCAGCGGCCAGAAUAGACGUGCCACCCUGGAGAAUAAGCUGUCACAGAUCGAGGAGGCACUCAAAAUAUUCUCUCGGCCCAAAGUCUUUAUCAAGCUGGACUCCUAGGCAGAGGCAAGAUGCUCCCUUUCCCAGCCUUCUCUUCUGGACUGCAAUGAAAGGUCUCUUUUUCCUUCCUUGCUCAGACAGAAAUCCUCUUCCCCUCUCAGCCAUCCUUGCUGGCUGACUCAGUGAUGCGAGCUUCUGCCCCACACUUGUGUGGCUGGCUACUCUCUGGUGCUUGCUCUUGUCACCCAGCCUUUCAGGAGCUGGGAUGGAACAAGAGGUCUGCAUCACACCUGUCUGCUUGUCUUGCUUCACACCAAGGGCAGGGAGAAUCUGUGGCCUACCAAAAGUUGCUGGACUUUGAUUUCCAUCUGCCCCGGGCAGCCUGGCCAGUGUUCAAGAGUGAUGAAAAAUGUAGUCCAAACGGCAUCUGGAAGGCCACAGGUUCCCCUUCCUUGUUCUUCAUGCAAAAGGAGUAGGUUGCCAAAAAGGAGAUGGGAUGGUUGGUGGUGGGGG